UCAUGCCCUGUUUGAUAUUUAAUCAACAAUGUCAAGGAAAACAAAAUCAAUACACUGAACACGCUCUAGAUCUUUCACUUGAGCCUUUGCGUAUCACAGAAGCAUUUUUUGCCUGAGACAGAAUUCAGAGUCUGCAACAGUUUAUGGGAUGAUUACAACCUGCAUUAUUUUUGGGUUGCAAAAACGAAACUAACGUCAAACACGACUUAGCUGGAGGAUCCCUUGGAGGAUUUUGGUGAAUCUUGAUGAUAACGUCGGAGGAGUGGUAAGACCUAAAGCCUUCCUGGAGCGGCAGUCGAUCCUUGAGAAUCUUAAAGCAUUGCUGGAAGUGUCCGUUUCUGGUCUUUCAACCAGAAGGCGGGCAAGAGUCUGCGACUGGCUUCACAAUGGGAAAGGGCGCCCUCCUACUUAUCGCUGUUGUACUAUUUCUCGUGCCAGAAAUCAUUGCACAGACAACAACUGUGGCUAGCUCAACAGUAACGACAGAUGGUAAAAUAGAUACUGCGCCGACGACUUUAGCUCCGACUGACACCAUUACAGACUCAGUCGGCACAACAACCAAUACAGCAUCCAGUGGUGCGCCGAAUGAUGCCACCACCUUAGUUUCAGACAUUGCAACGGUAGAUAGCGCACCAACAACUGAUUCCCCCGGUGGUACAACAUCCCCUGAAAAUGUGACGACGAUCAUCUUAUCGACGGCCAAUGCAACAGAUGUAACAGUCACGGCAACAUCACAACUCGGGGAGCCCGCCAUCUUGUCUCCGGGAGCAAUUGCAGGCAUCGCGAUUGGAGCGGCAGCCUUUGUGAUCCUCGGAGGCGUGGUCAUUGGCGUCGUCGUCGCGAAGUGUAAAUCUGAAGGGUCCGCGGUGGAUGCUGCUCCUUAAUCACUGAGGUGUCAAGGCCGGCAGGGGGAGGGGUGUCGCAGGAAAUGUGAUCACCGUUGAAAUCUGUCUCAUGUACUAUACACAUGGUCUCAAACACUCUACCUUGUCUGCACUCAAUUAUUUAAUUUUUGUCCAACGAGGUGCACGCAAUAUAUACAACCAACGAUUUCGAAUUUCACAGCGUUUAAAUUUCAAACUACGAUGUUCCCUAAACCUGCCAACAAGGAAAGAAGGGCAGGGUCGUCACUAGGGAAUUAUCACCAUGUUACAAUAGCACAUGUUGUAUUGCUACUUACGUUCCAUGCACGGAUUGACCUUCAACAGUAGAACCGCUUUCCAAGUAAUGAGCCUCACUUAAGGAAUGACUAGUUGAACCACAAGGCCCAUGAGGAGGAAAGAAGGGCUGGACCGGAUGGGUCAUGAGGCAGCCCACCGGUCUUAUAAGGAAAAGUCAGUGUUCAUUAAUCUGACCACCCUACCCUCAAAUCCAAAUGAACCAAACAUAUUCAUGCACGCUGUAUUAAUAUUCAAAGACUAGUAGCUAAUACCUAAUAAGGCAAGGAAACUUGAAUGAUGGAUGAAAAAUGGAAUUUCCAGCAAAUGUAUAAACUCCCUAUGAGCUCUGGCAAUUGGGCAGAGAGCCGCACAUCGACCCAGCCGAAUAAACCACAUCAACUACAGUACAACUUUGUCCCAAGUCAUCCUCUUGUGUCGAUCCAUAUAACCUGUCGGGUUAUAGUAUUCAUUCAUUCCCAUGACCCUUACGUUGUCGGGGGAAUUGAGGGCAGACGAUACGGAAGUUUUUCUCCACACUGGUCUGUCAGCGGCCUGGGUCAAGAUGUCCUGUAUACUUAGUUUAUAUCCUAUAGCAGAAAAAUUCUGGAAUAGAGAAAUGUAGUUACAAAAAAAAGUACUACAGGGAAACGUAAACAGGAAGUGAAACUUUGGUCUUACAUUUGAUCAGCCGCGGGCCUGGACUUUUUUCCGCUGCUUGAACUGCUGACAACGUCAAAUUCUAAUUUCAUUGUACAAAGCUAUUUCUAAUUAUUCAAAUAUUGGCCUUUAUUAAUUUCUGUUUGAAUUAGUUUCAUCAAUAUUCAGUGUUAGUGCCAAAAUCAACUCCGUCAAAGCACGAUAGCGCCCUCUAUUGUUCACAGGCGUUUUAGCUGUAAUGAUGGGAUGUCAACACAUGCCAUCAUUCUUUUUUUUUCAUUAGUUGAGUGGAAUGGACCGUGUUUUUUCAACCUCUGCAUCUUUCUCUCUUGAAAGGAAUUGAAGGAAAGAAUUUGGAAGCCUCUGUAAGACUAAGAGCUUUGUAACCCUUUGUACAAGGACCUUUUGUAAAUGUUUAUCAUACCGUACGUAGGCCUGUGGAGUUUUGACAAGUUGAAGUUACAUAGAAUUACAGUUGUGGGAAGAGACAGUUGAAGCGUACAUCAGCGUGAACUCUUGCCUUUAUUUGUGUGCAUAGUAUGGACUUCAAAGAACGAGCGUUGGAAACUUCUUGAUAUACUUGUAGGACCAGUCCAUUCACUCAAUUACCAGAUGUGCGUGAAACAGUGAGAAGGUGGGCAAUAGAGCUUGUAUGAUAAGAGGGGCUCAUGAACUGAUAAAAGGGCACGUACAUUCAGUGACAAGUGAAAUUAUAAGGAUGUGCAAGGAUUGUUGACUGAUCAUUUUUUCCCAUGAGGGUUCCCCGGUGUCCGUCUUUUACGUCAAAGGGUAUACCUGGUUUCCUUCUGUAACGCGCACCACUAAUCAGUGGAAGAUAACACUUGUAAAUAUCUCAUCUCCGUACAUGGCAUUUACAGUUUCACUCGGUUUAUAUCGAUCUAUUUCGUCAGGCAUCAUUGUUGUGACUCUGUGAAAGUUUCAGUUGAGUGAAGAAAUCCUCAGGCGUUCGGAUUUGAAUUUAGUAGCUCUGUUAUUGUUCAUCUGGAUGGCUGUAUUGUGUGAUUCUGUUGUUGAUUUUCCAUUCAAUAUUUGUAUGUCAGAGCAAAUUAAGAUUUGUGAAUUAAUUUGGUAAGUUUUAUGCCAUUAUUUACUCUUAAAGUGUUCUCUGUUGCUGCAACUUCACUUUUGAACUACGGAUUGCAAAGUGAAAUUAACAGUAAUAAAGAUUAGUGGUUAUAAAA
Acanthaster planci (crown-of-thorns starfish) is the source of this 3019-nucleotide messenger RNA. RefSeq lists its product as uncharacterized. The record is from RefSeq and is a predicted model, not a curated record. NCBI's taxonomy places the organism in Eukaryota, Metazoa, Echinodermata, Asteroidea, Valvatida, Acanthasteridae.